ACCAUACACCCGGAGUCAUUUGCUCAUUCAAUCCACAAAUAAACAAGUAAUAUUUUUACUCAUUUGUUAAUUGAAUGAACAAAUGACUUCGGGUGUACGGUACAUCCGGGUGUACAUAAUAGGCUCUUAUAUACUUUAGUAGGAUGAAUGACAGGUAUGGAAUUAAACUUGAUUUUCAUGAAAAAAAAAAAGAAAAAAAAAAAAAAAAAAAGAAAGAAAGAAAAGUUGUACUGUGAGGGUCUUGCGAUUUGCGUAAUGGAAUUUAUGGCUGCUAAAAAUGAGAAAAAUCUACUCUGACUGUUAUUCACUUAUUCUUCACAGAAUUAUCACAACUUGGUUACAUUACAGCAAGUAGUUAAUAGUUGUAUCUAUGUACUACUUUUCAAGUCAACAAAAGUCAGCAAGUCACCUCAAACAAAAGUACACUUGAAAAAAAUUGCAUUUUCUAACAUAUAAUUAUUAUCCACAACCACAUAAAUGAGGUAAUCAAACUCCCUCAACUCCUCAUCCCACCAUGGAGUUGUUUCAGUUUUCAAUCUUCCUAAUUUUACUUUCCAUUUUCCUCUUUUUCUUACCUUAUAACGCUCAUGCUCAAUCGCCGUUUCUCAUUAACUGCGGCUCCUCUAACAACGUCACCACCACUGCCGGCCAGACAUUUGUUGGAGACGAAAAAACAAACACUGUCCGCCUCUCUGGUCAUGGCAGCAAAACUGACACAGACAGCAACCAGCCAGAAGCCUUAUACCAAACUGCCAGAGUUUUUAAAAAAACAGCAAGCUAUGACUUUGAUAUCUCACAAUUUGAGACUUAUUUUGUGCGCUUGCAUUUCUGUGCUUUUGAUUCUUCACUUGCUGAUGCAAAGUUCAAUGUCUCGGCGUCAGGGCAUAUGUUGCUUACUGAUUUCAGUCCUGCAGGAAAAACUGAUGCAAAUUGCACGAGGAAUUCCACGGAAUUUAUCCUUAAAAUAACUGAUGUUAAGUUCAGAAUUUACUUUGUGCCUAGUCAUUCGUCGUCUAUAGCUUUUGUUAAUGCUAUAGAAAUCUUCCCCACGUCUUCAAACAUCACAGAGGAUACAGGCCCUCGGGUAACACCUGCAGGAAGCUUGGGAGAUGACGGGGGUCAAAAAUCGAAAGUUCUUGAAACAAUUUAUAGGAUUAACGUUGGGGAUAUAGAGGUUGAAGCAUCAAGUUCCAGCCUUUGGAGAAGUUGGAUGCCAGAUGAUCAGUACCUCAUCAACAAGGGUGACGCAGAAAAUGCACCUGCUAAGAUCGAUAGUGUUAACUAUGCUUCCGGUCCCGGUCAAGCCACCAUUGAUGAUGCUCCACCAGAAGUGUAUGGGACGGCGAAAAUACCUAAAAAAUCUCUCAGCAUGGUUAACAACCUUACUUGGAAGUUCAAUGUGAGCAAAGGCAAACAAUACUUUGUUCGAGUGCAUUUCUAUGAUAUCAUAAGUCCUGCGUCUAGUCCAUAUAAUUUUAGCUUGUACAUGUAUAGUAAUUUCAAUCAGGUGAUAGAUCCAUUAGAAAUCGCCGCAGCAGAUCAUCCUUUUUACAAGGAUUAUCUUGUUGAGCCAGAUGAUCUUGGAUAUCUGAACAUUAGUGUAGGACCAAACAAUGUGUCAGUUGAUAAGAAGUAUCUAUUCCUAAAUGGACUGGAAAUUAUGCAGGUGCUGAAUGAAACUGCCAUAGAGCCCCGAAUUGAUGGUAGUCCGUCUCAUCUAGCUCUUGUAGCCAGCUUGGUUGCAUCUGCAGUAGCCAUUUUAAUUGUUCUAGCAGCUGUUGCUUUCUGGUAUCAACAGAAAAAGAAGAGGCAAAAGUCUAAAGAAGUAUCCGAGUGGGUUCCCAUGUAUGGCGCGUUCAGUUCUCACAACAGGAUCUCAGACGGAACAUCUUCCCAUGCCUCCACUUUUCAGAACCUGCAGUUGGGUUUGAAGAUACCCUUUGUUGAAAUUCGGCAGAUAACAAACAAUUUUGCAGAGAAUUUGAUCAUUGGUGAAGGCGGGUUUGGGAAGGUAUACAAAGGAACUCUGAGAAGUGGGCUCAAAGUUGCAGUGAAGCGAGGCAGUCCUGAUCAUGGCCAGGGAAUGUCAGAAUUUCAGACGGAGAUUAUGAUUCUGUCAUCAAUUCGCCACCGCCAUCUUGUUUCCUUAAUUGGUUAUUGUUAUGAAAAUGGUGAGAUGAUACUGGUUUAUGAGUACAUGGAAAAAGGGACUCUAAGAUAUCACCUUUAUGAAUCGGAGAACAUUUCCGCUUCUUCUGCCAAAGGGAUGCUGUCUUGGAAACAAAGGUUAGAGAUCUGCAUAGGGGCUGCCAAGGGUCUUCAGUACCUCCACACUGGUACAAACAAGGGAAUCAUUCAUCGAGAUGUCAAGUCGACUAAUAUACUGCUUGAUGAGAAUUAUGUGGCUAAAGUUGCAGACUUUGGGCUAUCAAGAUCAGGAUACCUGGAGGAAACUCAUGUCAGUAUAUCAGAUGUGAAGGGAACUCUUGGCUACCUAGAUCCUGAGUACAUUAUAUGCCUGCAGCUGACAGAAAAAUCUGAUGUGUACGCUUUUGGGGUGGUUCUUUUCGAAGUUCUUUGUGCAAGAGCUGUUAUAGAUCAGUCACUUCCAAAAGAGCAAAUCAGUUUACCUGAUUGGGCAACUGCUUGCUUGGAGGAGGGACAGAUUGAGAAGAUAAUCGAUCCAUUAAUUGCAAAUGAAAUCGAGCCUAAUUCCUUGAAGCAAUUCUGUGAGACAGCUGAGAAAUGUUUAAAAAAAGAUGCAUCAGAAAGACCUCCAAUGUCAGAUGUAUGUUGGAGUUUGGAAUACACCCUACAACUUCAGAAAGCGGCUGCUGAAGGAGUGCUGCUAGAUGAUACCACCACAGAUGUUUCCCUGAACAUGCCAUUACCUGCUGUUCAUCGUUUUCCUUCUCAGAACAUAAGUGAUUUUGACCUUGAGUUAUCUUACACUGGUACUGGAGAAGUAUUCUCUCAGUUGACCUAUGACGAUGCCACUGGGAGAUGAUAUGAAAUUGAUUUAGGUUGGUUAAAUUUUCUCUCAGUCAGUAGUAAUUGUUGCUGCUUAAGUAAAAGCAGCAAAUCUCAAGUUUUUUUUUCUAGUCUUCUUUUCGCGCUUGCUUCUGGUAUUUUUGUGCAGACACAUUGCUGUAAUUUCAUUUCAAGUUAUCUUUCUAGAAAUAUAAUGCUCACAACAUGUUCAUAAAA
Molecule: messenger RNA, 3207 nt
Organism: Chenopodium quinoa (quinoa)
Lineage: Eukaryota; Viridiplantae; Streptophyta; Magnoliopsida; Caryophyllales; Amaranthaceae
Product: probable receptor-like protein kinase At2g23200
Exons: 1
Coding region: 515-3007 (830 amino acids)
Biological process (GO): protein autophosphorylation
Cellular component (GO): plasmodesma; plasma membrane
Molecular function (GO): ATP binding; transmembrane receptor protein tyrosine kinase activity
Source: RefSeq, a predicted model, not a curated record